AUGAGUAAAAGUGACAACAAAAGUAAACCACGUGGCAAGUAUGAGCCCGACUGGGCUGACGAGCCGGAAGAAGAGAAGAAAACUCGAAAAGAGACGGCGAAAAUGUUCGGACCACAAAAAGAUCCAGAGUGGUGGGACAUCAACACUUUUAGCAAGGUACAUCGCUAAAUGAUUUAGUAAAUUUAGUAUUUUUGUUAUCCAGGAAGACAAUCCAAACGGCUUGCUUCAAGAAUCGUCGUUCUCUUCUCUGUUCCCAAAAUACCGCGAGAAAUACAUCAAGGAGAGUUGGCCGUUGAUCGAGAAAGCUCUCGCCGAGCAUCAUCUAAACGCCGAUCUGGAUCUUUUGGAGGGAACAAUGUGCGUGCGAACGACACGCAAAACUUGGGAUCCGUACAUUAUCAUGAAAGCGCGUGAGGUGAUCAAGCUGUUGUCCCGCAGUGUUCCGUACGAGCAGGCGAUCCGAGUUCUCGAGGACGAGAUCUACUGCGAGAUUAUCAAAAUCUCAUCAAUGGUUCGGAACAAGGAACGCUUCGUGAAGCGCCGAGCCCGAUUGAUUGGAAACGAAGGAGCGACGCUGAAGGCUCUGGAGCUGCUCACUCAGUGCUACGUUUGUGUCCAAGGAGGGACCGUUUGCGCUGUCGGACCGCUCAGUGGGCUCAAGCAGAUCAAGUGAGCAUCUUUUGAAAUGAAACCUGCAAAAGUAAUUGUUUCAUUUUAGCCAAAUCGUGACCGAUUGCAUGAAAAACAUUCACCCAAUUUACAACAUCAAGACGAUGAUGAUCAAGAGAGAACUGGCGAAAAACGACGAGCUGAAGGACUCAAACUGGGAUCCGUACCUUCCGAAGUACAGAAAGAAGGUGCAAUCGGCGACGACGACGAAGGACGCGAAGAAGAAGAAGGCGCAGAAGAUGAAGCAGAAGGGAGAGUACACUCCGUUCCCGCCGGCUCCGGUCAUGAGCAAGAUUGACAAGCAGAUUGAGAGUGGAGAAUACUUCAUUCGGGAGCACGAGAGGAAAAUGAACAAAAGAAGGUUAGAACCAAUUCAACGUCCACGAGGUUACAGACGUUUUCAGAGCAAAACUUGAAGCAUCAGCGGUGAAGACUGUGGAGCGGCAGCAGCAGAAAUUGAAGGUUUACCAAGCAAAGGAAGAGGCGCCACGUGAGAAGCAGACAAAAAAACGGCAGAACGAUGCGCCGAUUGAUAUAGAGAAGCUGAAGAAGAAGGCGAAACUCAACAAAGGAGCCAAGUAA
Caenorhabditis sp. 36 PRJEB53466 is the source of this 1251-nucleotide messenger RNA. Lineage: Eukaryota; Metazoa; Nematoda; Chromadorea; Rhabditida; Rhabditidae. The record is from the annotation of a GenBank genome assembly.